Molecule: messenger RNA, 249 nt
Organism: Gongylonema pulchrum
Lineage: Eukaryota; Metazoa; Nematoda; Chromadorea; Rhabditida; Gongylonematidae
Source: the annotation of a GenBank genome assembly
AUGUCGGCGUUGCUCAAUCGAUUGCUUGCCGCUUCACGUGCCGGAGAGAAAAUUGUUGCAGAAUAUGAUGAGGAAGCGGACGAUCGUGAUCGAUUCAAGUACGACAAGUUCUACAACACGGUGGUGAUGUUCGGCACACCAACGGUGCUGGGCAUCCUCUUCUACAUGGCAUACCUCGGACACACCAUGGAGCGUCAUUUCGACCAGGACAAAUACAUCCCGUACCCAUAUUUAGCCGUUCGCAACGUG